This is a messenger RNA of Penicillium lagena, 747 nucleotides long. Its product is annotated as gamma-glutamylcyclotransferase family protein. The record is from RefSeq and is a predicted model, not a curated record. Gene Ontology annotation, molecular function: gamma-glutamylcyclotransferase activity. Lineage: Eukaryota; Fungi; Ascomycota; Eurotiomycetes; Eurotiales; Aspergillaceae. The coding region runs from base 1 to 747 and encodes 248 amino acids. The transcript has a single exon.
AUGCACCUCACCGACCCUCCAGAGACCAUCGGAACAGUAGCAUCUACUGAUCCCCAGCUCCAAGAUGAUGCAUCUUCAAUAAAAAAUGAACGACCGCUCUAUUUCGCCUACGGCUCCAACCUCUCCCCGACCCAAAUGCACCACCGCUGCGUCUACAACCCAACUCACUCCGCAAAGCCACUCGCUAUUGCCGUCCUCCCGCGCUGGCGCUGGUUUAUCUGUCAGCGCGGGUACGCGAAUGUGCUUCCGCCGAAAGCGCUGCGGGUGGGAUCGCAGUCGGCUUUUGUUCCCUUGACAGAAGAGGCAGAAAAAGAUGAGGAUGACGAGGAGGUUUACGGGGUGCUAUAUGCUAUGCAUCCGCUGGAUGAGGAGAAGUUGGAUAUGUAUGAGGGUGUGGAUCAUGAUGCGGCGUCAUUGGAGGGAUUGGAAUGUGCCACUGAGACUACGUCUGAGGAGGCUAAGAAGGGUCAAGAUGGAUACGGGACUGUUCGGCCCCGCGCACAGGGGGAUGGCUGCUACAACAAAUGGUAUACCGAUGCGCAGAUCGUGCGUUGGCUUGUUCCAUCCCGCGAGGAAACGACAGUCCGCGUGCUGGUUUAUGUCGACGAGGAGCGGGUCAGAGAAGGCUCACCCAAGACGGAGUACAUUGGACGCAUGAAUCGGGGUGUUCGAGAGAGUGAAAAGCUGGGAUUGCCGGCGCAAUGGGUGGAAAGCACGAUGAGGAAGUUUAUUCCUCAUGAGACAUGA